Adineta ricciae is the source of this 429-nucleotide messenger RNA. Lineage: Eukaryota; Metazoa; Rotifera; Eurotatoria; Adinetida; Adinetidae. The record is from the annotation of a GenBank genome assembly.
AUGCUCCAAAAUAUUCUUUUAAUAUGGCUGAACAGCAAUAUCAAUGCAGAAAACAGUCAUGAUUAUCGGAAUACAAUCGACCAAUUACGAUGUGUUGUCAACAACAUCAACGUAUUUAAUGAUGUUGAUCAGUGCGUUGAUUUCUUCACAGACGUGUAUAGUGAGAACGUUUUUAUGAUAAUCUCUGGUGAAUUAUGUCAAAACGCUGUGCCUCUAGUUCAUGAUGUCGCUCAACUUCAUGCCAUCUUUAUCUUUUGCAGUAAUUGCAAUAAUGAGAAAAGAUAUGAAGAAUGGGCUAAAGAAUGGACCAAAACAAAAGGUGUUUUCUCACAGAUUCCAUCGAUCUUAGAAGCUCUCAAAAAAGCAGCACAACAACUUGAACAGAAUGCGAUCUUAAUGAGUUUUUUGAACGCAAAUGAUGAUAAAUAA